Molecule: messenger RNA, 1715 nt
Organism: Schistocerca gregaria
Lineage: Eukaryota; Metazoa; Arthropoda; Insecta; Orthoptera; Acrididae
Exons: 4
Coding region: 73-1098 (341 amino acids)
Source: RefSeq, a predicted model, not a curated record
AGUAGUGAAACGGUUUUUAGCUCGUGUAAAAACACUUCUUUAGACGAUAAAAAGUGUAGAAAGUGCGCAAAAAUGUUGAAAACUGGAAUCACAUGCAGGGAAUGCAACAAUUCGUUUCAUUUUCGAUGUGCUAAAAUUGACUCAUCAGUGAAAGAAAACAACGAAUUUACGACAAGCUGGAACUGCAUUCAGUGCUGCCUUAAAAACUCAGGUAAAAUUACAAAUGCAAAAAGUUGUGACUGUAAGUGCGAAUUCUCAGCAUUUGUUGAAGAUUUAAUACGUGAAAUUCAGUGUUUAAAAGCUGAGGUUACAUCACUAAAUAAAAAGGUGAACGAAAUUGAUCGGCAGUGCCUGUUGAACGGUAGUAGGCCUAAAUCAAAAACAAAGGAAUGCUUUCCGACUAUUGUAACUCAAAACAGGUAUCAGAUUCUUGACGAAAUACCGAUGGCGGAAGUUGCAGCAUUAAAAUCCGUGCAAACUAAAAACAACCGUUCAAACUGUAAAAAAAUUGCCAGUGAUAAUUUCAAAAAACGCCAAGUCCCAAACUCAUGUAUUAAUGCUAACCUAGUGAGUGAACAUAAACAAAUAGUUCAAUGUAACGACAGUGAAGUCCGUGAAAGAAAUGACAGUGUAAUCCAUGAAAAUGUAUGCAAGAAACUAUUCCAAAACGGCAGUAGAAGCGAGAAGAACCAGAAGUACAAGAAGGGCCGAAUUCUUAUAUAUGGGGACAGUCAUGGUCGCGAAAUAGCUCAAAACAUCGUGAAUAUCCAAGACGAUUUUACAACUGUGGCUCACAUUCAACCUGGUGCACCUCUUUCUGCUGUGGUGAAGCCGUGUGUGCAAGAUAGUGAAUCUUUCUCAGCAAAUGAUUAUGUCGUUAUCAUCGGUGGUACAAAUGAUGUGGCUAAAAACCAAGCAAAUGACGCUAUCAGGCACAUGAAAAUAACACUCGUUUCAGAACAAAAAAAUUGCUGCCUUACUGAUGACAGUACAACAACUUCUGGCUGCACAAGCUGCAUCAGCCACACAACAACAACCAACCGACUGACCAGCCCAACAAGUGCCACUGACCAACAUACCAAUGUUCUGGCAAUUUAAUGACACAGUUCUGACCACAUUAUCAAGUCCAUCGUGUUCAAGAUCCGUACUGAGGAGAUCCCCGUGGAUGUGGAACAUGUCAAUUUUUUUUUGGUCUAAUUCUUAUGAAGACCUUUUUGGCUGAAAGCUUUCUUGCUGACAGUCUUUUUCUGCUUAUCAGGAUCUCCACUCUACACUGAUUUGGAAAGAAUGUGCUUCACAAAACAUGGAAUGCACUUAAACAAGAAAGACAAGUCCUAUUUAUGUGAAAAGCUUGGGGAGUUAAUGAAAACUAUUUCCAUAAACAGUGAGAUACAUGACCCAAUUCCACUGGAGGCAACAGAACAUCCAAUUCCACGCAAACAUUCAAACAGCAACUGGCCAUUGAAGAUAUUGAGGAUUUAGAUGCCACAGAAGAAACAGUUGCAAAUGGAGCAGCUUUGAUAACAAUGGCAGAAGAGGAAUCAAUGUCAGCAUCAACAGCUACUACAACAGCAGUAACAACAAGGAAUGCAAAACCAGUAGUAACAGAAGAUCCAGGAUGCAGUGAAGUGAACAUACGAAAACAGUGGUGAUGGAAGCAGUGUCAUUACCACAAACAGGGAAGGAAGCAACAGCUACAGCAGCAGCAGCAACAG